AUGGCGUUCCGCCUGGCGGCGCGCGCCCUCCCGCCGUCAGCGCCACAGUCGUGGCUGCGGCUUCUCGCGGCGGCGCUUCUCGUGCUGCUGGUGGUGGCGCGCACGGCUCCGCGUGGUCUGGCGGCGGGGUUGCGCGAAUUCUCCGUGGGCGGAGAAGCGGGCCCCGAGCACGUCCUCUCGCUGUACCGUGUUGAGUACCCCCUCGCGUUCUUCCCCCUCCCUGUGCAUC
Molecule: messenger RNA, 229 nt
Organism: Closterium sp. Naga37s-1
Lineage: Eukaryota; Viridiplantae; Streptophyta; Zygnematophyceae; Desmidiales; Closteriaceae
Source: the annotation of a GenBank genome assembly